UUCCCAUGUUAGCCAAUUAGCAACCUAGCAUGCAAUUUGAGGUCUGGCGCCUUGACUGAAUGGUGCUUACGUGUAUUUUUAAUUUGCCAUUCAAAUCCGAACCUUACACGACUCAACGUUUGAGAGCGCUGUUACCGAGCUUUAUAGGUUUUGAUUUCACAGCGGAGCAGAAAGAAGUGAUCCGGAGUGUCUGUUGCGGGUUUCCGCUGCAGUAAGGAGCAUGAGUACAUAAUGAAGCGGCGUUUGGAGGAUCAGGACACAGUGAUCGGCUCUCAGCGGCGGCUCCCCGGGGGUGUGGACAGCUUUCAGCACCGCGUCCUCAACCCUGCCUCCCAGUCCUCCCUCUACGUGACUGCACCAGAUAACAUGCAGCCAUCGUCCAGCAUGCAGUACUCUGUCUCACAGACCUAUCAGUUGUCAAUGGCCCAGAGUUCUGGGGGACAUGGUCACACCAGCAGUUCAGCUGUGCACAGUGGGCCUCAUCACCAUGGACCGGCUGUCCAGCCUGUGGGCCAGGGUCACUCUCAUGCUACCCCUGCCCCUGCCCCAACACUGGGCCAACAGCAGUUUCAAAGGCUUAAGGUUGAAGAUGCUCUUUCCUAUCUGGAUCAAGUUAAACUUCAGUUUGGCAAUCAGCCGCAGGUCUACAAUGACUUCCUGGAUAUCAUGAAGGAGUUCAAGUCUCAAAGGUCAGCCAUUGAUACACCAGGUGUGAUCAGCAGAGUCUCCCAGCUCUUCAAAGGCCACCCAGACCUCAUCAUGGGCUUCAACACCUUCCUGCCUCCUGGUUACAAGAUUGAGGUUCAGACCAAUGAUCUGGUUAAUGUGACCACUCCUGGCCAGAUCCACCACAUCACCCCGCAUGGUAUCUCUGUCCAGGACCUCCCCAUAACACAGCCAGCACAGCGCCAGACCCAACCAGCAGCUCCCACCAGCACUGCUGCCUUGGUCAUCCCUAGCCAGCCAACCCCUGCCAAGAUCAGCAAGCCAAUGCAGUCUCCCGCACUUACCCCAACAAGCCAGCCUAAUCCGUCCAUUCCCUCAUACGCCUCCCCGCGCUCACCCUCGGUCCAGUCCCACACUCCCAUCAGCAGCAGCACUGCCGGUUCGACCCCGCUACAGAACAACCAGCCUGUAGAGUUCAACCACGCUAUCAGCUACGUGAACAAAAUCAAGAACCGAUUUCAGGGCCAGCCAGAGGUCUACAAAUCCUUCUUGGAAAUUCUGCACACAUACCAGAAGGAGCAGCGUAAUGCUAAGGAGGCAGGGGGAAACUACACACCCACUCUCACAGAGCAGCAGGUGUAUGCUCAGGUGGCCCAGCUCUUCAAGAACCAGGAGGACCUCCUUUCAGAAUUUGGCCAGUUCCUGCCAGAUGCCAACAGUUCAGCGUUAUUGAGUAAGACUACAGCCGAGAAGGCUGAAUCUGUGCGUCUUGAUCGUGGAGGGACGGUAAAGAGACCCCAGCCUAACCAUAAACAGAGUUUUAACCAGAAUGGCUGUCAGAUCCGCAGACACACUGGGACGCCCACUACACCCCCUGUUAAGAAAAAGCAAAAGUUUAUGGGAAAAGAUUCAAUGGCUGAAGCCAGCAAACUUGGAAUUGGUGCUGAAUCUCUCUUUUUUGAAAAGGUGCGGAAAGCACUGCGGAGUUCAGAGGCUUAUGACAAUUUCUUACGCUGUUUGGUCAUCUUCAAUCAAGAAGUGAUUUCUCGGGCUGAACUUGUGCAGUUGGUCUUGCCAUUUUUGGGAAAAUUCCCAGAGCUUUUUACAUGGUUCAAGAACUUCCUCGGCUACAGAGAGUGUCCCCAUAUUGAGAGCUUUCCCAAAGAGCGAGCCACUGAAGGUAUUGCGAUGGAAAUUGAUUAUGCGUCCUGCAAGAGAUUGGGCUCCAGUUACAGAGCCCUACCCAAGAGCUUCCAGCAGCCUCGAUGUACCGGCAGGACUCCACUGUGCAAAGAGGUGUUGAAUGAUACGUGGGUGUCAUUUCCUUCCUGGUCUGAGGAUUCAACCUUUGUCAGCUCCAAAAAGACCCAGUAUGAAGAGCAUAUAUAUAGAUGUGAAGAUGAGCGCUUUGAGCUUGAUGUGGUUCUGGAGACAAAUCUUGCCACUAUCCGUGUUCUGGAGGCUGUUCAAAAGAGGCUCUCACGCAUGUCUGCUGAGGAACAAGCCAAGUUCCGACUGGACAACACCAUUGGAGGCUCCUCUGAGGUCAUCCACCGUAAAGCUAUUCAGAGGAUAUAUGGUGACAAAGCUCCAGACAUCAUAGAUGGACUCAAGACCAACCCUGCUGUCUCUGUACCUAUUGUACUCAAAAGGCUGAAAAUUAAAGAAGAGGAAUGGCGAGAGGCUCAGCGUGGCUUUAAUAAGAUCUGGAGAGAACAGAAUGAGAAGUAUUACCUGAAGUCUUUAGAUCACCAAGGUAUUAACUUCAAACAGAAUGACACAAAGGUGUUUCGCUCCAAGACGCUGCUCAAUGAAAUCGAGUCUCUUUAUGAUGAGCGACAGGAGCAGGCUUCCGAAGACAAUGCCGCCCCUCCCUCAGGCCCUCACAUGACCCUCAUGUACGAGGACAGCCAGAUUCUGGAAGACGCAGCUGCUCUCAUCAUCCACCAUGUCAAGAGGCAGUCCGGCAUCCACAAAGACGACAAGUAUAAAAUCAAACAGAUCAUCUACCAUUUCAUCCCCGACAUGCUGUUCGCCCGGCGUGGUGAGCUUUCUGAUGUGGAGGAGGAGGAAGAAGAGGAGACCGAACCAGAUGAAGACGGGACUAAAAAGCACAAUGGGACAACGUCUGCAAAGUCUAAGCUCCUCUUCAGCCAUACAGCAGCUACACAGCAGAAGCUCAGUAACUGUGACGAUGCCUACAACCUCUUCUAUGUCAACAAUAACUGGUACAUCUUCCUUCGGCUGCACCAGAUCCUGUGCUCCCGACUGCUACGGAUCUACGGGCAGGCGGAAAAGCAGAUCGAGGAAGACGCCAGAGAGAGGGAGUGGGAAAGGAACGUGUUGGGAUUGAAAAGAGAGAAGAACGACAGCCCGGCCAUCCAGCUGCGUUUGAAAGAACCCAUUUGUUUUGCAGUGGACAUCGACGUUGAAGACUACUACUCUGCCUUCUUGGAGAUGGUGCGAAACCUUCUGGAUGGCAACAUGGAAACAUCUCAAUACGAGGACCAGCUGAGGGAAAUGUUUACCAUUCAUGCCUACAUUGCCUUCACCAUGGACAAACUCAUCCAGAGUAUAGUGAGACAGCUGCAGCAUAUAGUAAGCGAUGAGAUCUGUGUACAGGUGACUGAUCUUUACCUUGGUGAGUGUUCCAACAAAGCCACCGGUGGGUCCCUCUCUACCCAAACAUCCAGAGGUACGGCUGAGACAUCCUAUCAGCGCAAAGCCGAGCAGCUGAUGUCCGACGAGAACUGUUUUAAGUUACUGUUCCAGAAGUCUAAGGGGACUGUGCAGCUGGCUGUGGAGCUGUUGGACUCAGAAGAAGAGAACUCGGAUGGACCUGUGGAUACUGAGCGCUGGCCCGACUAUGUGGAGCGAUAUCUGAACACCAGCUCGGCCUCUCCAGAGCUGCGAGAGCACCUCUCCCAGAAGCCUGUGUUUCUCCCCAGGAAUCUAAGGCGAAUCCGGAAGUGCCAGAGAGGUCAAGAGGUGCAGGUGAGAGAGAGCAAAGAAACAGCCAAGAAAUCCUCUGAGGGCAACGAGGACUCAAAGAUGGAGUGCAUGUUUAAGCUCAACUCCUACAAGAUGGUGUACGUCUUCAAGUCGGAGGACUACAUGUACCGACGCACUGCGCAGCUGAGAGCGCAUCAGUCUCACCAGCGGGUAAGCACUCGUCUGCAUCAGCGCUUUCAGGUGUGGCUGGACAGGUGGCGGAAAGAUCACGUGACCAGCGACAUGGCAGCCGCCACGUACAAGUGGCUGAUGGGAGAGGGCCGGGAGGGGCUGCUGCCCUGCAGAACCGUCUGUGAGCCUAAGAUCCUCCACUUUCAGAACAUCAACAAAUAUAAAGUCACCUACAGCACUACAUUGUAAAGCUCAAGUUUUCAAGAGAAGGGAGGGCUUUUACCUCCAUUUUAUGUUGUUUUUAUGACUGAAGUAGCACUGAAAUUAAAAUCGGACCGCCGUUGAGUUCUUUGAAGAUUGCUCACUUUCUUUCUUUUUUAUUUUUACCUUUUUAAAUUUUUAGAUUGUCAUCUUCUCCCCCCCACCCACCCCCCAGACUUUAUACCCAGUUGGUUAUUGUCCUUUAAUCAUGAGGGCAAGAAAACACUUCUUGCAAAUGCUGCAGCUCUAGUCAGACAUUCAUUUGAUUCUCACAACAAUAAGAAUCACUUUUGUCUUUUUUGAGAGGCUUUUUGUGAAAAGGAUGGUUUACAAAUACAGGUCAAAUCCUUGCCCAUUUGUAUAUUGUUUUUAUUUUUCAUUUCCUCAAGGUGAAUAGUAGUUUAUCAGCAAUCUUUUGUGGUUCACUUUAACCACAUACAAGUUAAAAAAAAUGAGAGAAAAUCUCUGACAGUGACAGAAAAUCUUAACUGUUUUUUUUAAAAAGCCUCUGUGUUUGGGGCUACGCAGCUAAACCAGGACUGAUGAUGUGAAUUUCCCUAGCCUAUUGUUCGCAAUAUACAUGAAAUGUAAUUAAGGUCUCUUUUCACUGGUUAAUUACAGCACCAUUAAUGAAGGUAUUACUGUUAAUUAAUAGACAUCCAAGAUACCAGCCACAACGUGUCAAUCAGGAACACCAGAAUAAAUACAGUCACAAAAGCUCUUGUAAUGUAAAUACAAUGUAUAAAUAUGCCUGAUUGUUUAUAUUCAGACAAACUUCACUGUUACGUAGUUCAGCUUUUAGGCUUCCUUAUCAGCUUAGUGGAGGAGGCUAAUGCUGGGAUGUUAAAGAAAACACUUUAUGACUAUUCUUACCAAAGGGAGUACUUGUUAAAAGUGUUUUGUCUGGUCACUCUGUCUCCUCUCUUUAUGUAGUCAUGGAAAUGUUCAUUUCGACAGCUCCAGAACCUGAGAUGUUGUAUUGGAUCAUUUUUCAUGACGCUAUAUUUGGCCCUUAUCUGAACUUGUAUUCAAAUUUGUGAUAUCACUGCCUGUGUUCUGAGUAGAACUUAGAAACUAUCCUGUUUGGUCCCAUUUUGCCCUCUUAUUACGAGAAGUCUGGAAAUGUAACUUGGGGCACAUUUGUGAGUGCUUUAAGACUUUGGUUUAUGCUGACAAAUAUGUAAAACAUAUUUAAAGAAGGCAAUGAUGGCAUGUUUCUAUGUUCUCAUGUACAGCCCUUUUAUAUUAUUCAUUAUUGUUUUAAAGAUUGAAAUAAAACAGAAUUGUAGUAGAUUA
Molecule: messenger RNA, 5346 nt
Organism: Megalobrama amblycephala (Wuchang bream)
Lineage: Eukaryota; Metazoa; Chordata; Actinopteri; Cypriniformes; Xenocyprididae
Gene: sin3ab
Product: SIN3 transcription regulator family member Ab
Exons: 21
Coding region: 232-4038 (1268 amino acids)
Biological process (GO): negative regulation of transcription by RNA polymerase II
Cellular component (GO): chromatin
Molecular function (GO): transcription corepressor activity
Source: RefSeq, a predicted model, not a curated record